GAUUGAAUGAAAGCAAUCAGGAAGGCACCGUGAAAUUGAAACGACACCGUUCUCAUUUAUUCCAACGUUCAACAUCUUCGUUGUUUCCGUCCACCAUAGUCUAGACUGACACUUCGCCGGAGAAUUUCGCUCUUCUUUCUCCUUCCCUCCACCAUAAGCACCCCCGCCGAAGCCACAAAAGCUGGAAAGUGAUGGAAGAAAGAAGCUUGCGGUUUUCUUUCAGAUUCGCAGUGCUACUAAUCUAUGUGUAUGCUUCAAUAAGAGUCGCCUCUGCUUCAAUUCACGAGUACAGAAAGGAGCACUUCAUUCCAAAGUCCAACGCCUUCUUCUUCCACGGAGGCACUGAAGGACUCUUUGCCUCCAAGCUCGACCAGUCGUCUGCUAAUAUGUCCAUAGAUAAACCCCUUAAAGGAAAAUCUUUCAUAAGGUUUGAAGAUAUUACCUUUGUGAGGACAAAAGAAUCGAUUGAUAGUAGAAGUGCCAUGCGGAGUAAAAAUGGUCUGGUUGAGGCCAUCAUUCUUGAGGUGAAAGACAGAGAAAGAAUCGGAGGCUCAUUUUCAAAGUCUAAUGCUAUAUGUUGCACUAAAGAACUUGCUGAUGAAAAAUUAUGUCCUGUAGGAGAGGUUGUGAUUCAGAGAAAUCCUGACAACCCAGAGUGGCCAAAACGCAUCCAGAUAUUUUUCGAAGGAGAUCACCAAGAAGCUAAAAUGGAUCCUCAAUCUGUUGAAAUAAACACUACGGGCAUGUACUAUCUCUAUUUCAUGUAUUGUGAUCCCCAACUACAGGGUACAGUCAUGAGCGGAAGAAGUGUGUGGAAAAACCCUGAUGGUUAUUUGCCUGGGAAAAUGGUUCCCUUAAUGACCUUCUAUGGAAUUGCAUCCUUGGCUUAUCUCGUGCUUGGAUUAUUCUGGUUUGUAAAGUUUGUCCAGUACUGGAAGGAUGUCAUUCAAUUGCAUUCUCAUAUCACAGUAGUUAUUGCUCUUGGCAUGGUAGAAAUGGCUCUCUGGUACUUCGAGUAUACAAAUCUCAAUUCAACAGGAAAAAGGCCUAUGGGAAUCACACUCUGGGCUGUUACAGUUAGUGCAGUAAAGAAGACCUUGUCCCGUUUGCUUCUUUUGAUGGUCUCCAUGGGAUAUGGUGUUGUCAAGCCUACACUUGGUGGUGUCACCUCUAAAGUAUAUCUUUUAGCUCUGGUGUAUUUUAUUUCAUUGGAGGCACUCGAACUUGUUGAACACUUAGGCAACAUCAAUGACUUCUCAAGAAAAACUAUAUUAUAUUUAGUAUUGCCUGUCGCGUUCUUGGAUGCCUGGUUUAUUUUGUGGAUUUUUUCAUCAUUAUCUAAAACACUGGAAAAACUUCAGGUGCGCAAGAGCAUUGCAAAACUGGAUCUCUACAGAAAGUUUACCAACUCCCUUGCAAUCUUUGUUCUACUCUCCAUAGCUUGGGUUGGCUUUGAGCUAUACUUCAAUGCAAGUGACCCGUUAAGCGAGUUAUGGCGAUUUGCUUGGAUAAUUCCUGCUUUUUGGACACUCAUAGCAUUAUCGUUACUGGUGGUCAUAUGUGUUCUUUGGGCUCCCUCACGCAAUCCUACCAGAUAUGCGUACUCUGGGGAGGCCGUAGAUGACUUGGAUGAAGAGGCUAUUUCACUGACAAGCGCGGUGAGGGUAGUUGGCGAAUCCGGAACGAAGUUUGAAAGGAAGGAAAAGAAGGGGUCCACCUCAACUGACCACAUAGCAGAACGAGAGGAUCUCGAAGAGGACAAGCGAGAAUAGAUGGCAACUUACACUUACACCCACCAUGCCUUAUGAAGAAUCAUUUUCUUGCGACCAAGAUAUAAAAAUGUGGUACAGUUGUACAUUGAAACCUCAUAGACAGAGUUUUUAUCUCCAGAGUUAGAAGUUGAAUAAGGGUCUGAUCAUCAUCUUUUAAAGGCUCUUGUUAUUCUCUUGUGAGAUUAAAACUCGAAGUGUACAUUAAAUGUCAUUCACCGAGCGCAACAAAUUAUUGGUCAGGAGUCAGGACUUGUGAUUAAGCUGCCAGUUUUUAAGACUUCAAGAACUAAUGAACUGACAAACAAAAUUGAUCAAAAUUGGCCAGUAAACUGAAAU
Messenger RNA from Cuscuta europaea, 2108 nucleotides. Lineage: Eukaryota; Viridiplantae; Streptophyta; Magnoliopsida; Solanales; Convolvulaceae. The record is from the annotation of a GenBank genome assembly.